AUGGCAUCAAAAAGUCUCACUGCUGGCAAGAACCAGGUGACAUUCAGAUCGUUUGGCGUGGAUUUGGCUGGCGAUCUCUAUCUCCCCGAAGCCUUUGAUGCGACAAAAGUCUACAAAGCCAUCGUUGGCGCAAGCCCAUUUCCGCAGGUGAAGGAUCAAAUCCCGGCAACCUAUGGACCUGAAAUGGCCGCGCGAGGCUUUGUCUACCUCGGCUUCGACUACCUCGGCAUGGGGGAUUCUCCUGCGCUGCCCGGCGAGUUCAAGCAAUCUCGCUACAUGUUUCGGCUCAUCGAGAACACUUGGGAUGCCGUGUCAUUCCUUGGCACACUUCCUUUCGUUGGCGAGAUCUACGGUCUGGGCGUCUGCCAGGGCGGUUCGAUCAUCGCGUCGGCAGCCGUGACAGACCAUCGGAUCAAGAAGAUCGCCAUGGUGUCUGGCAUGAUGGCAGCGGACGCCUUUCAAUGGACCAACCGCGACCAGGUGAACCAGCAAAUCGCGGCCGCUAAUGCCUCGAAGCAGAAAAUGUAUGAAGGUGGGGAGCCAGAUUACGUCACACCAAUCGGCUUGAAUGAUGAGCAGUCUCGAGAAGACUUCGUCGCAGCGAUGGCAGGCAUCAACCCCAUGGCCGGAGAGACCUAUGACUACUAUGGUCGCGAUGGUGUCAAAGGGCCGAUGGCGGUUCCAAACUUCACCAACAUGCAUAUCGGCGACCAAGGCAUGCAGUCUCUGUUCUCUAUCGGGGAAGCAUACGCCGACAAGAUCGUCCAGCCGUCUCUGACGAUCUACAGCAAAGCUGCUUGGACCGCGGUGUGCUCGACCGAGUUUGUUAGCAAGCUAACGAACGAACAUGAGGAAUUGGCGUUUGACGAGUUCAGCCAUGUGGACUUCUACUACAAGCCCGAGGCCGUGAAAGCCUCGACAGAUGCUGUGGCAGAGUUCUUCAACAAAUGA
Molecule: messenger RNA, 951 nt
Organism: Symbiodinium necroappetens
Lineage: Eukaryota; Dinophyceae; Suessiales; Symbiodiniaceae
Source: the annotation of a GenBank genome assembly